AUGAUACCACCGCUUUCCGUCAACCUUGCCCUUGGCAUGGGUAUAGCCCUCUUCCUGAGCUACUGCGUCUAUUUUGAUCGGAAGCGUAUAUCGGCUCCCGACUACAAGAAGCGAGUACAUGAACGCCGCCGCCGGAAUCGCAUGAAGAACGCCACGAUAGUGCCGUGCGUCAACAACCAGGCCUCCCUCGAGGAAUAUUUUCUCAGCCAGAUGAAGGCGGGCGAGGAUAUGAUUAAGCAGAGCCGGGUGGAGGAGGGGCUGACCCACUUCACCAACGCCAUCGUCCUUUGCGCCCAUCCCGCUGAGGUGAUCAAAUUUCUUAAGAGUUCCUUACCGAGGCACGUCCACAAAAUGCUUGUCCGAAAGCUGAAGAGCAUCAGGGCCCUUCCCAGCACAGAGCCCGAGGACAAUUCCGACGAUGACAAGCCCCUCAAGGGCUAA
This is a messenger RNA of Drosophila ananassae, 441 nucleotides long. Its product is annotated as mitochondrial import receptor subunit TOM20 homolog B. Gene Ontology annotation, molecular function: transmembrane protein transporter activity. The transcript has a single exon. Gene Ontology annotation, biological process: tRNA import into mitochondrion; protein import into mitochondrial matrix; protein targeting. Gene Ontology annotation, cellular component: mitochondrial outer membrane; mitochondrial outer membrane translocase complex. Bases 1 to 441 code for a protein of 146 amino acids. NCBI's taxonomy places the organism in Eukaryota, Metazoa, Arthropoda, Insecta, Diptera, Drosophilidae. The record is from RefSeq and is a predicted model, not a curated record.